Messenger RNA from Protobothrops mucrosquamatus (brown spotted pit viper), 2317 nucleotides. It is a transcript of the gene TRIM25, whose product is annotated as tripartite motif containing 25. Lineage: Eukaryota; Metazoa; Chordata; Lepidosauria; Squamata; Viperidae. The transcript has 10 exons. Gene Ontology annotation, molecular function: protein binding; zinc ion binding. The coding region runs from base 44 to 1987 and encodes 647 amino acids. The record is from RefSeq and is a predicted model, not a curated record.
CUCUCUAUAUAUAAAGCGCCGACUUCCCUCCGCCGACGCAGCCAUGGCUAGCUUGGUCGAUGCGUUGUCUAUGUUCGGGCUGGAAGACGAACUGACUUGCUCCAUCUGCCUAUGUGUUUUUCAGACGCCGGUCACUACGCCCUGCGGCCAUAAUUUUUGCCUGCCUUGCCUGGAGAUGACCUGGAUGGACACGGAGGAAAACUUCAGCUGCCCCCAGUGCAGGGCUUCUUUCGAAAUUCGUCCUGACUUGAAGAAAAACACGGUGCUUUGCAAGGUGGUGGAGCAAUUUCAGGUCAGCCAAGAUGGCCCCUCCAAAGGGACACGCGAGGAGAAGCAGGAGAAGGUGGACAGCAGCGCGGCCAAGCCGAGGGCGCCCUCUCCAGUGCCCUGCGACAGCUGCUUGGUGGUCGAGGCAGCCAAGACCUGCCUCACCUGCAUGGCUUCCUUUUGCCAGGAACACCUGAGGCCCCACCUGGAGAGCCCAGCGUUUAAGACCCACCAGUUGUCUCCACCUGUGAAGGAACUUCAGCAGAAGAAGUGUCAGACCCAUAACAAGCUCCUGGAGGUCUUCUGCCAGGACCACAGAGUCUCCAUCUGCUGUUUUUGCCUGGUUUCUCACAAGACCUGCUCAACUAGCCUGUUACAAGAGGCCAAGGAAACAAAGAAGUUACAGCUGAAGAAGAGAUUAGCAGAACUCUGUGCCCUCAGUGACAAGACUGCUAAGUCCUUGGAACAAGUACGAGCUCAACAAAAGCAACUCAGCAAUACCACUAGUCGGAAGCUGGAAUUGCUGAAAUCAGAAUUCCUAGAAAUAGUAGCCUUAAUUCAUGAAGAAGAAAAGGAUUCUUGGAAGACAAUCAAAGCAGAAGAAAAAAGAGUCCUCGAUAAAUUUGAAUACGUCCAUACAGUCCUGGGUAAGAAGAAGAAUGAAAUCCAGAAGGAGAGAGAUGAAAUUGAAAUGACCUUGACGGAGAUGGAUGACAUCACAUUUUUAAAGAGAGCAACAAAACUGCGGGAGGUAUCCUUCACUGAUGUGUUUGUUCCCAGAAUAGAGUUGGAUCAAAACCUGCUAGGCACUGUUUAUCAGAAAGCCUUUAACCUCAAAGAACUUACAAAACGAUUUUUGGGUGUACCUCUGGAACAGAAAAAAAAAGAAGGGCCCAAAUCAGAAGCUCCUACACCACAACCAAAAGAAUAUAGAUCUAGUAAUGUUGGCAUUUUUGUAGUACCAUUGAAGAUGCCCAUGGUAGAAGAGGCAUGCCCAGCAGCUGUAGGAAAAACUAGGGACGGUGCAUAUGCCACUGGUGUAACUAACGAGCAGAGAAAUCAUCUUGGCAAACGCGUGCAAAGUCCCAGAAGGAGAGAUCAAAGCUCCAACAGAGCUGAGACAAAGAGUGAAACAACAAUUCUUGAUACUUUUUUAACAAAAUCAAGAGAGGAGCUUCUGGAAUUUGCUACACAAUUUACUCUGGAUCUCCACACUGCUCAUAAGAAUAUCAUCUUAUUGGAGAAAAAGACCAAGAUGUCUGUCACGGAAACAGUGCAGGAUUACGAACCGCACCCUCGGCGCUUUUUAAACUACUUCCAAGUGCUUUCCUUCCAGUGUUACAAGAAGGGAAUCCAUUACUGGGAAGUUGAUUUGGAGAACAACAACUUCUGUGCUGUCGGCAUCUGCUAUGGGAGCAUUCCAAGACGGGGGCCGAAAAGCCGCCUAGGACGCAAUAAUAGCUCCUGGUGCAUCGAAAAGGUCAACAAUAAGAUCUCAGCUUGGCACAAUGAUAAAGACACAUCUCUGCCCAGCAACAAAGCAACGAAGAUUGGCGUCCUUCUAAAUUAUGAUGGGGGUUUUGUCAUUUUCUUUGGUGUCAGUGAGAAAAAAACCAUCAUGCUCUAUAAAUUCAAAGCAGAAUUCACAGAAGCUGUCUAUUCUGCAUUCUGGGUAUUUUCUAGUGGAACCACCAUUUCACUCUGCCAGCUGAAGUCGUAAUAAGCUGUGCACAGAAUGGCCUCCUCCUGAAGACCUGCACCCACACGCUAUGAUGUUGCCUUUCUACAGGCUUUCCUGUGGAAUGAAGUCUUGAAUGAAUAUUUUGAUUUUAAGCUCUGUUUGCUUUUUGGAAAAUUCUGGGGUUAUUCGAUCAAUAUUUUAGUCCACUAACAGAGGUCCUUGGCAAACCCAUUAGGAAACUUGCCUAGAGGGAUCUUAGUGGACUGCACCCAUCAGGUUUAUUGUUUGCCUCAUAACUCUGCAGUCUAAUGGGAAGGUACUUCCUUCAUUUUGUCUCAUGCUCUACUAUAGAAUAAGAAAUGCAGAAAA